Aspergillus alliaceus is the source of this 2525-nucleotide messenger RNA. RefSeq names its product DNA-protein crosslink repair co-factor UBX5. Bases 378 to 1973 code for a protein of 531 amino acids. NCBI's taxonomy places the organism in Eukaryota, Fungi, Ascomycota, Eurotiomycetes, Eurotiales, Aspergillaceae. Gene Ontology annotation, molecular function: ubiquitin binding. Gene Ontology annotation, biological process: proteasome-mediated ubiquitin-dependent protein catabolic process. The record is from RefSeq and is a predicted model, not a curated record. Gene Ontology annotation, cellular component: nucleus. The transcript has 2 exons.
CUGAUUAUCCAAGUCCACAAGCAAGUGCGUCACUCGAUUCUACCUGAUGAUGCGGGUCAAUUCUACAAAACCAUCUUUCAGAUUAUUCCGUUGGCGCCAGUGAUCAGGUCAAGUGACAGAAAGGUCAUAAACUCGAUCCAUCAUUUUACCACCUAACUGCCUGCAUUAGUAUUAAUCGAUAGUCCAGUCAGUGGCUUUGGCACCUUUCCUUUCACGGGGCAGUUACGGAGUACAGCUCAUUAUUGCAGUUUGCAGUUGUUUGCAUCACAUCGUCACAACUCAAUACACUGAAGCUUGCGGCAUAGUUCCUUCUACCUCAUUACGUUCAUCCUCCUUCAAGUCGCGUUCUUGUACACCUCCCAAGCUUUCUGCCCGCUAUGAAUGACGAUGUGGUGGCUCAGUUCACCGAGAUCACGGGCUCGAGCCCUGAGUUGGCCACUCAGUAUCUGCACCUAGCCGAUUACGAUAUCGAACAAGCCAUGCAGCUUUAUUUCGAAAAUGGUGGCGCACCACUAACUGAUGAGCCAAUGCCAUCUACAUCGGAUGCUCGGGGAGCUCGUCGCACCGCAGGUGACAGCGGGGUUGUACAUGUUGACUCCGAUGACGAGGUUACUGUCGACGAAACGCGAUCGACUCCUCGACACCAAGCGCCACAAAGUUCUACUUAUGAAGACGACGAGGCCAUGGCUCGGCGUCUCCAGGAAGAAAUGUAUGGUGGGGGAGCGGGAGGGGGAGGAGGGCCAGGUGUUGUUGAUGAUGAUGGCGUGCGUGCUCCGAUGGCCCGCACAACAGAAACACUUGUAGGGCCCGAAGCAGACUUUGACGAUGGUGAUAUGCAUGCAAGUAUAUUGGGUCAAUUGCGCGCUCGUCAGCAACGCAAUAGUCGACCUGGUAUAUUCAACCAGAGAGAUACUGCAUCGAUAUGGACAGGAGAUGACGAAGCCUCGCGCCGCGAAAGGCUUUCGGCAGCCACAGGAGGCGCGUCUGACGCCUCGAAUAAGUCAAAUAUGCUUGCCGAAAUGUAUCGUCCGCCGUUUGAGAUAAUGUCACGGCUCCCAUGGGAUGUGGCCCGCCAAGAAGGCCGUGAAAAUGAGAAGUGGCUGCUGGUUAACAUACAAGAUCCCUCGAUCUUCGACUGCCAGCUGCUGAACAGGGACUUGUGGAAGGACGCCGGGAUCCGAGACACUGUCAAAGAACACUUCAUCUUUCUACAGUACUCAAAGGAUGACCCACGCUCUGCACCGUACAUACAAUACUACUUUCCGGGUAGCGACAUUUCCGAUAAUUACCCUCAUAUGGCGAUUGUCGAUCCACGCACUGGUGAGCAAAUGAAGGUGUGGUCCGGACCGCCCGUGAUGAAAGCUGCGGAGUUCCUCAUGCAGCUACAUGAAUUCCUCGACCGUUACAGUCUAAAGCACAACGUGCGGAAUCCAGUGGCCAAGCGGAAACCAGAGAAGAAGGAGAAGAACAUUGAUGCUAUGACGGAGGAGGAGAUGAUGGAAUUGGCGAUGAGAAAUAGCCUUGGUACAGAUGCCUCGCAGCCUCAAAAGUUGGAAGAUCCCGACGAUUUGACUCGUAGCGUCGAGGAUGUUAAAGGCAAAGGCCGAGCAGCGGAGACAGAAGAUGUCGGCAUGGGUGAAGCAGGCCAGGGUAGGAAUGGCGAAGCCGAAGCCUCCCCAUUCUUUUCGAUCCCUGACAAUCGGCCACACACCGAGCCCUCUGCCGACCCGGCUACGACUACACGCAUUCAGUUCCGCCAUCCAUCUGGGAGAGUGAUUCGACGUUUCGCUCUGAAGGAUCCGGUUCAGAGAAUCUACGAAUGGCUCAAGGCUGAUCCCCCGUUGUCAGAUAAAGCGGGCGUAGAGUUCGAGCUCAACUCCCUAGGCCAUAACUUGAUCGACUCUCUCGACAAGAGUGUGGAAGACGCUGGCUUGAAAAAUGGAACGGUAAUGAUAGGAUUUGUUGAAGAAUAAAUGCACAUGAUUGAGGAUAAGAUACCUGCAUUUGAUGAGGCGUUGGGUUCGGAAACUUGUGGACCGGCCGGUUAUGGGUUCAAGGAACAAUCGAGUUCCACUUCUACACUAUGGGUUCUCACCUAGAUAGGGGGCAUGUCUUGCCUCAUUUAGAAUUGUCGUCAUUUCGCUUCUUUCUACUUUCUCCUGUUUAUUGACAAGCUAUUACAUAUCUUGUUACAUGCUAGGACCAAGCUAUAAUCAUGCUACCAUGCACGGACUGCACCUUCAAGUGAUGCUCCUAGAGGAUUUGAUAUCACAAAUAUCAUCGCCAUCCCAAUAAAUGGGGAGCUUUUUCCACUAUUAAGCCUUUGGGCAUCAUGAAUAUCUUCCUCAAAAGUGAGAAAUCAUCUCGCCAAAAUGUACCUAACGAAUGUUUGGGGGCUUUAUGCCUAGUGAAGCUCAGUUCUAGUUGACAUCAGAAUGGUCAGUUUUUCUAGCCAGGAACCGCAUGAAGCGCCAUAGAAGGUGGAGGAGUGUAAACAGAAAUUGACUGCUUAUGCAGGAUACUAA